AGUCGAAAGGCCUUUAAUUUUUUUUAUAAAGUCUAGAAAAGUCUUCAAAGGAAAACAAUGUCAGAACAAUAUCUUCAGGUCUCAGAAAGUGAAGGUUACGAGCCAGUAGAAAUCCCAAGCGAAGAUGACGGAACCCUUUUGCUGUCAACAUUAUCGGCACAAUUUCCAGGAGCAUGUGGUUUGAAGUACAGGAAUCCACAGUCUGGUAAUUUCAGAGGCGUCAGGCUUAAUGAAGGUCUAUUGUAUCCUCCGGAAGGAUCAUGGGGAGAUGUUGUUUACGUGGUGGUAUUCCCUAAAAUACCCAGCGCCCCACCGGAACAAGAGGAUAAUCAGAUUCACUACAUACCUAGUAUUUGUGAUAACAAGAGAAAAGGAGAUGAUAUAGAGAGUCCGGGCUCAAAAACUCGACGUAUGGACCAGAAGAGAUGUGUAGAUCUUAUUGUGUUGGGAUUACCUUGGAAGAGUACAGAAGAGGACAUGCGCACAUAUUUUUCCCAGUUUGGAGAGCUAUUAUUAGUUCAGGUGAAAAGAGAUGGCAAAACUGGACAGUCUAAGGGGUUUGGUUUUGUGAGGUUUGCUGACUUAGAAGCACAAGCCAAGUGUCUGUCACAGCGACACAUGAUUGAUGGAAGAUGGUGUGAAGUGAAUAUCCCUGCUUCAAAUGAACAGAGUGGACCACCAAUGAACAGAAAGGUAUUUAUAGCACGUUGUUCUGAAGACAUUACCACUGAUGAUCUUCACAAAUACUUCAGUAAAUUUGGUGAAGUGUCUGAUGUGUUUAUACCUAAACCAUUUCGAGCCUUUGCUUUCGUAACAUUUAUGGAUCCAGAAGUAGCACAGAGUCUUUGUGGAGAAGAUCACAUUAUCAAAGGAACAAGCGUUCAUGUCAGCAGUGCCACACCCAAAUCACUUGGGAAGUACGAUGACCAGCGUCAAGGUGGUCGUGAUAGAGAUGGAAGGAGGGAACGGGAUAGGGGUGAUUAUGAUCGACUUAAACGGAGGGGGGACAAUACUCAGUCAAUCAGAAAUGAAACAGCCAUGGAUCAAAAUAUGGGUAUGAAUUUCCUAAACACUGCCAUGUUAGCAGCAGCACAAGCUGUGCUGACUGGACAGGGUGGUUGGCCGGGAAUGGGGACAAACCAACAGCCAGCAGGUAGUCAGGACCAAGCUAUGACCCAGAGUUACCGUGGCUCUAGUCGCCCUGAUAGUGGGGGACAGAGCUACAGUGGGUGGGCUUAUGAUUCUCAACCCAGUAGUCAAGGAGGUGGGUACAGUGGUUGGGGUGGAAGGGGAGGGGCAAGUGGGUGGAGCUAAGCUGUAAAUAAAAUGUGAACUGAAAAGAAAAGUCAUUUAAGAAGAAUUUAUAGACAUGCAAAUUUUAAAAUAAGGGGUAAAUCAUUGAAAUAUAAGUUGGGAAGGAAAAUUUAACCAAAGUUAACAUAUAUUUAGAUUUUAAAAAAAUUCUCCUGUGAGAAAUUUAGAAAAGAAUUGUGAGAAGUAGUGAACAGUGUUAGUGAGCAAAGUGUGAAUUGUUGUGGACUGAUCAAGAACAUAAAAUGAAGAUAGCUUGAAGAAAAGGAUGAGAACUUUUCAAUAAAAGGAGGAGAAAAAGUCAGAUUCAAGAGAGAUGCGAGAACUUUAUGUGAGCUGAUAUUAAGACAGUAAGAAAGUGGGUGCUAAAAGGAAACUUUUUUCAAGAUAAAUUGUUUGUUGAGAUUGUGUAAGUGUACAAAGUGUUUUAUUGUUGUCUUAUAAACAGAUCUGGUAGAGAG
Saccostrea cuccullata (small rock oyster) is the source of this 1772-nucleotide messenger RNA. Its product is annotated as TAR DNA-binding protein 43-like. Gene Ontology annotation, biological process: regulation of gene expression. Bases 58 to 1314 code for a protein of 418 amino acids. NCBI's taxonomy places the organism in Eukaryota, Metazoa, Mollusca, Bivalvia, Ostreida, Ostreidae. Gene Ontology annotation, cellular component: chromatin; nucleoplasm. The transcript has 4 exons. The record is from RefSeq and is a predicted model, not a curated record. Gene Ontology annotation, molecular function: RNA binding.